AUGCUAACUCCAAUAUGGCUCCUCCUCCAUCUCCUCCGGUUCCUAAACCUCGAGUCCGGAGCACUAAGAGCUAUAACAACGACUCGGACAGGUGAGCUAACCUGCAACCUGCAACUAAAGAGAAACCAACUUCAGCUAAUUCUGCCUUUGUGUUUCAGAGCCUUGCCCAGUGAGAGCCAGCAGCUGGGUGUCCCUGCAGGGCGUCACCUGAGCACAGAUAAGGAUGCUGCUCCUCUACCUGCUGGGUCAAAGCAGGACAACUUCCCAACUCUAAGUGGGAUUACAAACAUCAUCGCCACCAACAUCCCAUCUCUGGCAGGAAUGGCUACCAGCAUAAAUGGCUCCACCCCCUCAGCUCCCCAAGCUCCGCCCUCCAUAGACAGCCUAACUGACAGCGUUUCUACAACGAUACCUGGUUUAGCUGAAGCAGCUAAAGCACUGGCUAACCCUUCCCAGUUAGGCCCCAGCCCCCCAACAACAGCUCCCACAGUCUCAAGUUCUCAAAGUUUAGACAACAUCAUCAGCAGCAUGAGCAACUUCUCCAACUUGGCUGACUUUGUCAGCAGCAUUCCCAAUCCAUCGGCCCCACCCCUUUCAGCUGAGCCACCCCCCUCAGUGGAGAAGAUUGGAUCUAGAGAUAUAAAUGCAGAGAUUGAAGCUAUUUCACAGCUGGUCAAUACAUCUUUGGACCCAACUGCAGGAGUCAGACUUCCACCUUCAGAUUCUCCUGAAGAAGAUCCAUAUGUCACAGUGUUGGGAUGUUGGACCAACCAGGAGGAAGCUGAAACGGAGUCGUCCAAUGAGGAAGAAGAAACAGGUGCUAGCCCUGCUGCUUCUGGUUGCAUAGAUGGAUCUGUGGAUAAAGAUCCUGGUUCUGACCCGGCUACUCCCAGAGGUUCAUCCAACCAAUCUGGUCCUAUGAAGCCGACUCGUCCGGCUCCGCUCCCUCCAAACAAAAAGACCAAACCGGUGAAGCAGAGGACUCCCAGGGCGGCAACAAUCAGAGUGUCCAGGAAGAAGGGAGGCGGUGGAGAGUCAGCUCCUCAGAGCGCCGUGGUCAGAGCCAGCUGGCUGGAUGUCUGGAAGGGUUUCAGAUACAGUGUGCUGUGGGUGACGUUGGAUGGCCAGUUGAUGUCCCUGAGGAAGAAGCGUACAGACCGGUUCAGCGAGGUGUUGUUCCAUGUUUCCAGUAUAACCAACGUUAAGCGUCUGGACAAAGGACGCUUCUCUGUCUACUUCAGGAAAAAACGCUAUGAUUUCAUGGCUCAUAACAACGAGGUUCAAGAAGGAUGGGUCUCAUCUCUGUUGGCGACUCGUGGCCUGCAAAGCCCCACUCCCUCUGAGCUGCAUGGACAAAUCACCAUCAAGGAUACUCGGAGCCGUGCCUAUGCUGCGGUCUGGGGUCAUGACCUUUGGAUUUACCCCAGCAAAGACAGCUUCCAGUUAGGCAUUGCCUCCUUCUUGGUCCCCCUGAACCUGGCCAAUGUGAAACCUAUAGGAAAGCACUCCUUUUCUCUCGUCUCUCCGUACAAGACCUUCAACCUGUCCGUUGAGUCGUCGAAGGACUUGUCCCUCUGGUUGAACAGUUUGAACUCCACCAUCCAAAGCGCUGUGUCUUGUAGCCAUGUGGCGAUGCGUUUGUGGGAGAACCCCUACAACAAAGUCUGCGGUGACUGUGGGGCGCCCAAUCCUGAGUGGGCAUCUGUCAAUCUCCUGUUGGUUAUCUGUCACAACUGUGCAGUUCAGCAUCGUACUCUGAGUAGCAACCUGUCAAAGGUGCGUAGUCUGAAGAUGGAUAACAAGGCAUGGACUGAACCACUAAUACAGCUAUUCGUUGCCUAUGGCAACCGGCUAGCCAAUCAGGUGUGGGCUCCAGCUGUGCCAGCAGCAGAACAGUUGCAUCCAGAGUCAACAGAGAAAGAGAGGUCAACUUUCAUUCAGAACAAGUACAACAGGGGGCGCUACAGACGAGUCCAUGCUCUGACAUCCAGCCACUACAUGAUGAACCAGAGGCUGUGUCAGGUGGUGGUCACGGAAGACGUGGAGGAAACAAUGUCUCUAAUCUGCUCAGGAGCAAAGGUUUCCUCGUCAGACCCACAGAGACACUCCCCCAUCCUUCUGGCUGAGAAAGCCAAUCAGGCUCUGCAGAUUGAGCUGCUGCGCCUCAACGAGUAUACAGAGGUCCCGCCUCACCAGCCUCAGUCGGCCAAUAAAAAGCUGGAGUCCAGCCCUUCAGAUGAGGAGGAUGAGGAGCUUCACGGUAAACUGGAGGAAGAUCGUUUUUUCUUCUCAGUAGAAAACGAUUCUGCAGUCUGUGACGUCCUCGACCUGCGAGAAGUUCUGUCUGUUUUCCUCAAAGACGGGCCGGAUCAUCAGUUUGAGUUGGUGACAUUAAAUGAUCAUAUAAUCUGUGAUGCUGACGACAGAGAGUCGCUCCAGAAUCAUCUGGUUCAUAUUCUGAAGGUCAUUCUACCAGGAGGUGUCUCAUAUGCUGAGGUGGGUGGGGCCUCCGCUGUCAGCAAAGUGUGCAUAGCUGACAUAGGAGGAACUUCCAAUCAAUCUGAUGCCUGGUUGUUACUGUGGGAGGAUGGGGUCAGCAUCCACCCUGUAAAGAGAGAUACACAAAAGGCCCUAAGCUUUGAACUGAGCAUGCUCAAUCACAAAGGAACAGUUAUACAGGAUGACACCAUCACCUUGGUAACGCAAGAUAAGUCCAUAUCCUUACGUUUUAAGGAGCAACAUAGCUGUGAAACCUGGAACCAACACCUGCAGAAAGCUCUGGCCAAUCAGGAUUCAGCUCCUGAGAAACCAGGGAGAGCCAAUCAGAGCCCAGCUCCUGGGGGUCUGUACUCUAACAUUGAUGCCGGGAUUGGAGGCUCUGUGUCCCCGGCCAUCGAGCGCUGCAUCUCCCACAUCACCACCUACGGUCUGCGGGUGGAGGGUCUGUACCGGCGCUGCGGUCUCGCAACCAGGGUCAAAGAACUGUUGAAGGUACUGGUGACAUCACCAAACACUGCCCCACUGGAGGCAGAUGAGCAGGGGGUUCUGGACGUUGGCUCCGCCCUAAAACAGUACAUCCGAGACCAUCAGAACCUGAUCCCUGAUGGAGAACGGCAGCAGUGGCUGCAGGCUGCAGUGAUUUCAGAUGAACGCAGCAGGUUCAAGGAAUACAGACGGUUACUACGACAACUCCCAGCAGACAACAAAGCCACCCUCAACGUGCUGUUUGGACACUUUUACAUGGUCCAGGUGUUCUCUCAGGUCAACAAGAUGUCGGCCCAUAACCUGGCUGUGGUUCUGGCACCUUCCAUGUUCCAUGCCAUGAACCAGGACAUUAUCGACUUGACCAGAGAAUUCAUCAUCCACCACACUCUCCUUUUCCUGACUCCAGAAAGGAAGGAUGAGGAGAAAGAAAAGGAGGAUGAAGAGGAGCAGAUCACCGUCCUCUGAUGAAUUUAUUUCUGUGUUUUUAUUUUCUAAUGAUAUUUUACUGAUCAUCAGACUUUUUUUAAACUUCAUCAUGAUUUGUUUACAGCUUAUAUUCGUCCUCUUGGUGUUGGCUCUGAUCUAUUCUAGAAAUAAUCCAACAAUAAAGGCCUUCCUGG
Cyprinodon variegatus (sheepshead minnow) is the source of this 3605-nucleotide messenger RNA. RefSeq names its product arf-GAP with Rho-GAP domain, ANK repeat and PH domain-containing protein 1-like. Lineage: Eukaryota; Metazoa; Chordata; Actinopteri; Cyprinodontiformes; Cyprinodontidae. The transcript has 25 exons. The record is from RefSeq and is a predicted model, not a curated record. Gene Ontology annotation, molecular function: GTPase activator activity. Bases 1 to 3450 code for a protein of 1149 amino acids. Gene Ontology annotation, biological process: signal transduction.